AUGGCGGACUCGAUCAAUCCUCCACUCUCCUAUGAACCCUCUGCGACAACCACUCACCCCCAUGAGGCAACGUCUCUACCUUCGGAGGUGGUGUCCUGCCUGAAGAACUCCCGCUUUCUGCAUCUGGCAACAUGUGACAAUCUGACCCCUCACAUCUCAUUGAUGUCUUACACCUACCUGCCAUCAACCCCCUUCGACCCGUAUCCGACCAUCAUCAUGACCACAAACACUGCAUCCCGCAAAACAAACCAUCUCCUUUCCAACCCACGGGUUUCUCUGCUUGUGCACGACUGGGUGUCCCAUCGUCCCCCAACUCGGGCGCCGAGUGGGCAGGGUGAACGGGACGGCUCUCCCCCACCCGCCGCGACCCGGUCCUCUUUGGCCAGCCUGCUGUUGAACUUGAACACCAGUGCCCUGUCUAGUAUUUCCACCACCAUCACGGGCCAGGCACGCUUCUUGGAACCCGGUUCCGAGGAGGAGCGCUGGUGCAAGGAGCGCCACCUGGAGAACAACACCUUCGAGGAAGAGGAGAUCAACAUCUUCGGACAAGGGCAACAACAGCACAGCAAUACCGCGGCCCGGCGGCCCAGCAUGACCAUUGAGGGCGACGUGCGUGUCGUGACUGUGCGGGUGCGCGAGGGUCGUAUUGCCGAUUGGACGGGCGGAGUACGUGACUGGAUCCUGCUGCCUUCCGAGACCUCCCAAGAAGGUCUUGUCAACGGGGUAUAG
This is a messenger RNA of Penicillium oxalicum, 729 nucleotides long. RefSeq names its product pyridoxamine 5'-phosphate oxidase family protein. The record is from RefSeq and is a predicted model, not a curated record. Gene Ontology annotation, cellular component: nucleus; cytoplasm. Lineage: Eukaryota; Fungi; Ascomycota; Eurotiomycetes; Eurotiales; Aspergillaceae. The coding region runs from base 1 to 729 and encodes 242 amino acids. The transcript has 2 exons.